AUCAGAUACGCUGCUACUUUGGUGAAACCAUCGCGCUCUACUUUGGCUUCUUAGAGUACUUCACAUUUGCUUUGAUUCCAAUGGCUGUCAUUGGGAUUCCUUAUUACGUGUUUGCAUGGGAAGACUAUGACAAAUAUGUGAUGUUUGCCACAUUCAAUCUGCUCUGGUCCACUGUGAUACUGGAAGUUUGGAAGCGGAUUUGCGCCAUCAUGACAUACCGUUGGGGGACGCUGUUGAUGAAGAGACAGUUUGAAGAACCACGACCAGGCUUCCAUGGUGUCCUGGGUAUCAAUCCUGUCACUGGGAGGGAGGAACCAGUGUACUCGAGUAUUAAGAGACAGAUACGGAUUUAUCUGGUGUCCUUACCAUUUGUGUGCCUUUGCCUCUACUUCUCACUGUACGUGAUGAUGAUUUACUUUGACUUGGAACAGUGGGCUCUGGAUUAUCAUGAAGAGAAUGAGUCUAAAUUCAGCAGCUUGAUGCUCUUUGUGCCCAGUAUCAUAUAUGCUGUUGUGAUUGAAAUUAUGAACCGUAUCUAUCGGUAUGCUGCUGAAUUCUUAACAUCAUGGGAAAAUCACAGACUGGAAUCUUCGUAUCAGAAUCAUUUAAUUCUGAAGGUUUUAGUGUUCAACUUCUUAAAUUGUUUUGCAUCUCUCUUCUACAUUGCCUUUGUGCUGUUUGAUAUGAAGCUUUUGAGGCAGAGCUUGGCGACUUUGCUGAUAACUUCGCAGAUCCUUAAUCAGUUUGCAGAAUCCUUGCUUCCUUACUGGCUCCAAAAGAGACAUAAGAAGAGGAUGAAGAAACGCAUGUGUUUUCUGAAAACAGAUACGGACCUGUCAUUAGUCGAACAAGUCAACUUGGAGAAAGAAAUGGGCACUUACUUU
Molecule: messenger RNA, 884 nt
Organism: Phaethon lepturus (White-tailed tropicbird)
Lineage: Eukaryota; Metazoa; Chordata; Aves; Phaethontiformes; Phaethontidae
Product: anoctamin-10-like
Exons: 4
Biological process (GO): chloride transmembrane transport
Cellular component (GO): plasma membrane
Molecular function (GO): chloride channel activity
Source: RefSeq, a predicted model, not a curated record